AUGAGGAGAGGAUUCUCUCGAUCGAGUAUUUCGAAAAUUAAACAUCAUCAACAUGCUGCCCGAGCUUCGAGAACACUCCUGUGUGCGAAUACUUCUUCUUCAAUAGGUUCUACCUUUUUUUCCUCCCAACAACUUUUACUUGUGCAGCAGAUCAGUAAGCAAUGCCCGAUUGCGAGAUCGUUUUUUGAUCUUUCCGAAGAGGAGUUACGGAAUGUGAAAGGAAAAGAUAAAAAGAAAACAGGUGCAACAACAACAUCUGCUGCUGCCACCUCUGAAAAGAGCUCAUUGGCAUCUUCUUCUUCGCUGUCAUCAUCCAUAGGAUCUGCAACCCUAUCCACUACCAAAUCCACCACUACCACCACUACCACCACUACCCCCAACUCCAUCACCACUACAUUCAACAAUUCGACGACGGAGGCAGCUUCCUCUGGCGCAUCCUCCAAAGCAUCAUCAUCAUCAUUAGAUUCUCAUCCUGUCAACCCCAUUACCAAAGAAUCCAAAGAAGAAUCAUUCACCUCCUUCAAAUCACCUCCCAAACCCUCCGCUCCACUCACAGGACAAUGUCUCAAUUACAAAAUUCUUCACCAAGAGGAUCCUGCAUCAGAAAUUGUCUAUGAUGGAAGAAGUGCCGAAGUUCAAUGCAUGAUGGAUAUAUUUUCCAAACACGAAGGUUACAAUAAUGUCAUGCUCGUAGGAGAACACGGAGUUGGAAGAGAUUCCAUUGUGCAUGCAUUUGUUCAAACCAUUGAACGAGAAAGUGCCUAUGGCUCUCUUCCUUCUCGAUUGAAAAAUCUUAAAGUGGUGGAAUUGAACGUGGAAAAUCUCUAUGGAUGCAAUUCGACCAAUAAUGUGAGCGUUGCAUUCAUGAAUACAUUGGAAAAACUCGGAGUGUAUGAUCCUUACGGAUGGGAAAUACCACCUCAUCCAUCCAAAGCGACCCUCAAGGAAAAAGCAACUUAUUUAUUUGGAUCUCAAUCCGUCACUCAUUCCAAAACAUUUGUAGAGAAUGCAUUCAAUGACAGACUUAAAACAUUGAGAGAAUAUGCAUCACGUGAAAAAAGUCAUGGUUCUGAGAGGAAGAUUCUCUUCAUUCCUGGCCUUUUCAAAAUGGUCGAUGAUUACUCGUACAAAUUCUACGACAGCAUUUCCUCGGUGUUACAUCCUCUCCUAGAAACUAAAAAAGUGCAAUUGAUUGGAUGCAUGACUCCAUCUGAAUUUGCCAUGUUCAAAAACUCUCCCCUCUAUCCCUUUUUCCAAAUCAUUGAGGUGAAAGAGACCAAUUGGUCGGACACUCUGAAAAUUCUUGAAAAGAGAAAAGAUUCAAUUGAGACUUGGCAUGGAGUGAUUAUACCAAGUGAACUCAUUGAAGAAGCAGUGAGACUCGCCGAUCGAUAUUUACCAACCAAGAAUAAUCCUUCCAAGUGCAUUAGCAUUAUCGAUGAAGUGGCUGCACUUGCAGAACGAAGAGCUGGUGCAAUGCCGCAAGAAAUUUUGGAUCUCGAAGCCAGAAUUAAAAUCCUAAAUAUUGAAAUGGAUAAGAACAAUAACACACAAAAGCAAGAUCUUGCAAAAACGGUGCAAGCACUGAAAACAGAAUGGUCUACUCGCAACGAAACAUGGACUGCAGAAUUGAAUGCCUUUUUGAAAUACAAGAAAAACAAACUCGAUAUUCAUCACCUUAAACAAGAACUCAAACAAUGCAUACAAUUAAUUGACUCAUCUGAAUCUUUGUAUGCAAAGCGAGCUGCAGCCAUUAUUCAGGAAGAUCUUCCUGCUCUCAAGAAAGAAAUUAGCAAUUUUAAAGAAUCACUGAAAAAGAAUGUCUAUGUGAAUAUUACUGCCUCCUUAGAAGAUUUGGCAACUGUUGUGUCAAGAAUGGCUGGAAUCAAACCGAGCGAUAUCUAUUUCUCUUCCCAAUCCAAUGCUUCUCUCAUUAACUUGGAGAGUGAAAUUGAAAAGACCAUUGUUGGUCAAAGUGAAGCCAUUCAAACCAUUGCUCAAUCCAUUCGAGUGGCAAGAUCUGGAUUAAGGGAAGAGAACAAGCCUCAAGGUGCAUAUUUGUUGGUAGGACGAAGUGGAACCGGAAAGACAGAGCUAGCCAAGCAGACGGCCAAAGUUCUCUAUGGUAGUGAAGAGUUUAUUACAGUGAUUGACAUGACCAAAUACAAUACUCAAUGGUCCAUUACAGGAUUAAUAGGAGUCACACCAGGCUACAUUGGUUUUGAAACAGGUGGUGAAUUAACAAAUGCAGUGAAAAGAAAUCCUCAUCAAGUGAUUGUUCUCGAUGAAAUUGAGAAGGCUCAUCCAUCCAUUUGGAAUGUUCUUCUUCCUAUUUUCGAGGAAGCCAUGUGCAUGGACAAUAAUGGAAAACGUAUUUCUUUCAAACACACUACAAUUAUUUUGACAUCCAAUGUCGGAACCAAACGACUACAGGAGGAACGAGAGGACGACAAGGACUUGACAAGACAAGAAAUUAUUAUGGAAGAGGUGAAGCAUACAUUUGCUCCAGAAUUUUUAAAUCGUUUGGAUGAAAUUGUCGUGUUCAAUGAUUUGACAAUGACUCAUUUGGAUACAAUUUUAACAUUACAACUUCGGCAAUUGGAAGAACGACUCUCAAAAAAGAAACCCAUUACAAUUACUUUGACUCCAGAAGCAAGACAAUUCCUUUUGUAUCAAUCAUUUGACAUUCAAUAUGGAGCUAGACCAAUCAAACGUAAUAUUCAAACAUUUAUUUCGUCACCAUUAGCUAAAAUGAUCUUUGAAGGAAAAUUAGAUCAGUGCUGUAAUGUGUUAGUGAGUAUAGAACAAAAGAAGAAUCUUUCCUUCACCAUUCAAGUCAAUGAAGAAAAAGAGACAGAAUAUAGAUCUAAACAAAAUAAGACCGAAUUGGAUGAAUUGAUUGAACUUGAAUAUCAUUACGACAAUGCCUUAAAGAAAGUCUCCCUAAAUAAUACUGAAAAUCAAUCCUCAAAUUGUCAUGUUCAGUAA
Messenger RNA from Naegleria fowleri, 2988 nucleotides. RefSeq lists its product as uncharacterized. NCBI's taxonomy places the organism in Eukaryota, Heterolobosea, Eutetramitea, Acrasida, Naegleriidae. Gene Ontology annotation, biological process: cellular response to heat. The record is from RefSeq and is a predicted model, not a curated record. The transcript has a single exon. Bases 1 to 2988 code for a protein of 995 amino acids. Gene Ontology annotation, cellular component: cytoplasm. Gene Ontology annotation, molecular function: ATP hydrolysis activity; ATP binding.